CAGACGCCACAAAACCAGUUCUCUCCGCACAGGCAAUCCUUAGACAGCUCCACGGGGUCCGUUCGGAACAGGAGACGGAAAUUGGCUUUUUUCCUACUUCCUGUCAGGGAUGCGCCUGUGCUGCAGAGGCAUGUGGGAAGGUGUCGUGGAUGUACCAUUAUGGGAACACCACAAAAAGAUGUCAUAAUAAAAAAUGAUGCUCCAACAACAUUAUUGUUAGAGAAACAUGCAGACUACAUAGCUGCUUAUGGAACGAAGAAAGAUGACUAUGAAUACUGUAUGUCAGAAUAUUUAAGAAUGAGUGGUGUCUAUUGGGGAUUGACAGUAAUGGAUCUCAUGGGGCAGCUGCAUCGGAUGAACAAAGAAGAAAUUCUGGAAUUUAUCAAAUCAUGCCAACAUGAAUGUGGUGGGAUAAGUGCCAGCAUAGGUCAUGAUCCUCAUCUUUUAUAUACAUUAAGUGCUGUCCAGAUUCUAACCCUGUAUGACAGUCUUGAAGUUGUUGAUGUAAAUAAGAUUGUCAGUUAUGUAAAAAACUUACAGAAGGAAGAUGGAUCAUUUGCUGGAGACAGUUGGGGAGAAAUAGAUACAAGGUUUUCAUUUUGUGCAGUAGCAACCUUAGCCCUUCUGGGGAAGCUGGAUGCAAUUGAUAUGGACAAAGCAGUAGAUUUUGUGUUAUCUUGUAUGAAUUUUGAUGGAGGAUUUGGUUGUAGACCAGGAUCUGAAUCUCAUGCAGGACAGAUCUAUUGUUGCACAGGAUUUCUGGCUAUAGCUGGCCAGUUACACCAAAUAAAUGCUGAUCUUCUAGGAUGGUGGCUUUGUGAACGUCAGUUGCCAUCUGGUGGCCUUAAUGGAAGACCGGAAAAGUUACCAGAUGUAUGUUAUUCAUGGUGGGUGCUUGCAUCCCUGAAGAUAAUUGGCAGGUUGCAUUGGAUUGACAGAGAGAAAUUAUGCAGUUUUAUCUUGGCCUGCCAGGAUGAGGAAACUGGAGGAUUUGCUGAUAGACCGGGAGAUAUGGUGGAUCCAUUUCACACCUUGUUUGGAAUUGCUGGACUAUCAUUAUUGGGUGAAGAACAAAUUAAGCCUGUAAAUCCUGUGUUUUGUAUGCCCGAAGAGAUCCUUCAAAGAAUAAAUGUACAGCCAGAACUUAUAAGCUAGGGUUCAAUACGUGUAAAAUACCUUACUCAGCAGCUUUGAAUUUUUCCAUCAAGACAUUUCUAAACGUGUUUACAUUAUAAAUUGCCACUUUACUGUAAGCACUAUCAUUUUGUAUGUGUACUGUAAACAAAGUAAAUAAACUGAGUGUAACAUGUACUUCAGGUUUUCAGUAACAGAUGUAGGUAUGUAUUUAUGUAUCUUUGCCUCCAGUGCUGUUUCACUUUCAAAAUAACAUAUUAUAUUAGGUGCAGUAGAUAAAUACUUGAAUUACAGUUACGAUACAAUCAUUCACUCAUCUUGGUGACAGGCAACAUGUAUUGGAUAGUAAAUUGUCCUGGGCACUUUUUGCUGAUAGAAAUUUACUUGUUUAUUUUGCCAGUGACACUUCAUGCACUUGAAUGCUGUUUCAGGAUAUGCGAUUAUUUUUAAAAUCCAGUUUAACUUAUUUGUCAUACUAUAUAAUAGUAGAAAUAUAAUGGUAUCCAAACAAUUACUCUCUAUUGACAUUCUGUAAUGAAAUCUAAUAAUGCAAUUAUAAUGUAACUUGGUUUGAACUAAUGGCCUUGCUGAAUUUUAGAACUUGUUCUUUGCUCUAAAAUAUUUAUUGUACAAUGUGGAUUGAAUCCCAAUUUCAGUAGACUUAGAAUAGUUGUAUAUAUUCAAGAAUAAAGUUCUAUAACAUUGUUUUCUGCAAGAGGAAAUACUUGUUUCCACUAGAAUUCUAGAAGUGCCUCCAUUUCACAUGUCACAACUACAUUUGUAAGUUGGCUGAAAUCUAAGUAUGAAAUGGGUUUCUGCUUUAAACAGAUUAAAGUUAAUUAUGAACUAUA
This is a messenger RNA of Candoia aspera, 1985 nucleotides long. RefSeq names its product Rab geranylgeranyltransferase subunit beta (gene RABGGTB). Gene Ontology annotation, molecular function: Rab geranylgeranyltransferase activity. Gene Ontology annotation, cellular component: Rab-protein geranylgeranyltransferase complex. The transcript has 9 exons. Bases 160 to 1155 code for a protein of 331 amino acids. Gene Ontology annotation, biological process: protein geranylgeranylation. The record is from RefSeq and is a predicted model, not a curated record. Lineage: Eukaryota; Metazoa; Chordata; Lepidosauria; Squamata; Candoiidae.